This is a messenger RNA of Clarias gariepinus (North African catfish), 1974 nucleotides long. RefSeq names its product polymeric immunoglobulin receptor-like. Lineage: Eukaryota; Metazoa; Chordata; Actinopteri; Siluriformes; Clariidae. The transcript has 6 exons. The record is from RefSeq and is a predicted model, not a curated record. Bases 521 to 1288 code for a protein of 255 amino acids.
AUUUGAGUUUCUACAUCUAAAUGCAAGACUGUGACAACAUUUUAAUUGUUUUCAUUUAUUUUUUUAAAGGGUUUUGAGCAUAAACUACAUGUACCUGUGGAUUAAGAACAGAAAAAAUGAUAAGUAUGCUUGUCGUUUUCACCUUGUAUCUGAUUUCAGGUCAGAUAUUCUAUUGUUACUACAAAUCUGUAGUUUUGUUUUUGCAUUUUAAAAUUGUGUCUUUAUACUGUUUACAUUUUGUGAAUAAUAUACAGCAUAUGAUUUCUGCUAUGUCAGAUGAUUUGCUUUAUGCUUUACAUCAAAAGAGGCUAAACGAGGAACUUUAUUCAAUUUUGCAGCUCAAGGUCAAGAUGUUAAAGUGAAAGGAUAUGAAGGAGGAAGUGUCAUAAUAAGUUAUAACUAUGAUACUAAAAAAUACAAUAAUGACACACAAUACAUUUGUAAGGUCAAAGAUUUAAAUUGCAAAAACAUCCUUUCUCAGACAGAGAAAUCAUGGGAUGUUAAAGAAAAAUUCUUUGCCAUGGAUGUUGGUCUGGGUGCUUUUUAUAGCUUUCUAAUCAGAAAUCUGAGCCAGGAGGAUGCAGGAAAGUACAGGAUUGGAGUGGAAAACGGAUCACAGUUCAAUGUGGAGCUGGAUGUGGACUAUGGUCGGUAUUAUGGAAAGCCAUGUUUUUCACAGACGAUUGAUCCUGGAGAUGUUGUUACCUUCAGCUGUACAUAUCCACCCGGGCAUGAAAAUGACAUGAAAGUUGUGUACAAAGUCACCAGUCAGAGCAUCACUACCAUCAUGUUCACUUAUGCAGAUUUCGAAGAGAAAGACAGGUAUGUCCUUCAUGUCUCCUCGAGGGAUAGCAUCAUCAAUAUGAGCAUCAGCAAUGUGACCGUGGAUGAUGAAGGACUUUACCUGUGUGGCGUUUUAAAGAAAAAUCCUUUGUAUGCUUCUAUUUUUGGUGAAAUGCAGCUUCAAGUUACUGCAACUGGAAACGUUUCCUCUCCUGGCUCUUUGGGCAUCAUCACAAUGGUGUAUGUCGGUGUGGCUCUGAUAAUAAUUGCCGGAUUUGCACUGUUCCCAUAUAAACUGUGGUCCAAAAAGACACAAGGUGCUUUGCCGCCCGGUGACACAGGAAACCCAGUGAACAGUGAGGAAAUCCAUCCUGCCUAUUAUGGGAGGAUUCAAGACACACAGACUGUUGCAAUUUAUGCUGUUCCCCAGACACCCAAAACUUGUAGUAUCUCUUCAAAUGUUGUGGGUCAGGAUUUUUACUCCAUGGUCCAACUUCCUAAAUAAUAAUAAUAAUAAUAAUAAUAAUAAUAAUAAUAAUAAUGAUGAUGAUAAUGAUGAUGAUCAUGCUUAUUAUUAUUAUUAUUAUUAUUAUUAUUAUUAUUAUUAUUAUUAUUAAUAAUAAUAAAGGGCUAUAUAAAUUAAGUAGGUGGGAGUGGAAUUAAAAGUCAGUCCUGUGUGAUAUACACAAUAUACACUAAGUACUAUAAGUCAUUUGAUUAACCAUGUAUCUCCUCUGAUUUAUGAAAUAAUCACUUAGGUCUACUCAAUAAUUUCUCUCAUUCACCCACUAACCUAAGUGUUACCAGUUAUUUACCAUCAUCCUUUUAGUUCCUCCACAUGCACUGUAUUUCAUCUACAAACCCCAGUAAUUAUAAUAAUCACAUGGACUGUCAUACGAUCAGUUUGUGAAGUAAGAACACAGUGAAAUUAACUGUUUUAGAGUGUUUUAGGAAGUGGGUGAAGAGUCUGUUCUGCUUUCUGUAACCAUCACUGUUUUGACUGUACCAGCAUUGUCUGUUUUAGUCCGUUUCCUUACAGCCAGUCCAUCACAGGGCACACACUCACACAGUAUUGGCAAUUUGGAAAUGCUCAUGCCUAACCUUUAUUUUUACAUAAGUAUUAAAAAUAAUAUUACAUAAUUUUUCUUUCUUUAUUAUUUUAUAUUGUAAUUAACUGCAUGUUCUGUGAUU